CCAAAGAAGAUAUGGAUUUGUACAAAGAGAAAAAAGCGUUAUACAAGUUUGCGUUGAGGGAACAAUGGGAGUAUGUGGGCGAGGUAUGUAAGGAUGCGAGGCAGUUCGUGCUUCCGAUCAAUAACGGUGGAGACACGGCGUUGCAUUUGGCAGUGCACAGUGGAAAAGAAGAACCUUUAAAAACCUUUCUUGCGCAGGUGAUGGAGAUGGAGUACACAGAGCAUUGGAAGAGCUACGUUGAAAACACACCUCUACAUGAAGCUGCCAGUGUAGGGAAUUUGGGUGCUGUUAAGCUCUUGGUUGAGUUAAGGAAGGAGGAUUUGUUGGAGGUGAACAUUUGGGGUGAAACGCCUUUGUAUAGGGCAGCCAGAUAUGGGAAACUUGACAUCGUUCAAUAUAUUUUGAAUGAUUGUGAAGAUUUUUACGCUCGAUCUUCCCUAAACUGGACGGCAAAGGGUACUCCAAUCAUUCAUGCAGCCAUUCAAAGCGAGAACUUUGAGAUGGUUAUGAUGUUGGUGGAUUUCGACAAGUCACUGUUGGAGAUGAAGGAUCCAAACAAGCAGACGGCUCUCCAGGAUCGAUGUGUUGGGCUCCACAAUACUGCACCACGUUGGAAUCACUAAAUUCCUCCAUCAAUCCAUCCACCCAUGGUCCAGCAAUACAGCUUCAACAUGAGCUCGAGUGGUUCGAUCGCGUCCACAAAGUGCUUCCAGUGCUUUACAACAUGCAUUAUAGCAAGAAUAAAUGGAGACCCCGGGAAGGAUUUGAUUGAUAAAGCCAAAGAAUGGGUCAAGAAAACCUCCCAGUCUUGCUCUGCUGUUGCUGUCCUCAUGGCCUCGGUCACCUUCGCCGCUGCCUUCACUGUCCCUGGUGGACUCAACUCCAAAACUGGCUCUCCGGUUCUCCUCUCUAACCCUAUCUACAUGUUGUUCACCGGCUUGGACAUCACCUCCCUCAUCUCAUUGCUCUCCUCCUUGAUUCUGUUUCUCUUGAUCUUGACCUCGCCUUUUGAGAUCGAUUCUUUUCGACAAGAAUUGCCAAUUCAAUUGUCCUUGGGAUUGAAUCUGUUGUUCUUGUCGGUGGCGAGCACGAUGAUUGCAUUCGCUAUGGCCGUCGUCCUCACAAUGAAAUCGACCAACAUGGUAUGGGCGGAGUGCCUUUUGUAUUUGGUCACACUUGUUCCAAUAAUCAUUUUUAUAGUAAUGAAGUUGCCGCUGUUGCUGGAGCUGGAGAGAAAUGUUCAGAAGAGUCUACAAUUCCUUUGGAAGUUGCUUCCCAUGGGUUUCCUCACCAUAUUUUUUGAGAUUCCUUCCAAAUUUUUAAGCAACAAAUCUACCUAAUUUUCAUGGCUGGAUUUGGGAGCGGAUAUAACUGCAGUUGGAUACGUCAUAAACUACUUCCUUUUCUUACCUUAAUUACCUGUGAAGUUUGUGUCGCACGUAAUGUUCAAAA
Cucurbita maxima (winter squash) is the source of this 1452-nucleotide messenger RNA. RefSeq names its product espin-like. The record is from RefSeq and is a predicted model, not a curated record. The transcript has 2 exons. Bases 648 to 1340 code for a protein of 230 amino acids. Gene Ontology annotation, molecular function: protein binding. NCBI's taxonomy places the organism in Eukaryota, Viridiplantae, Streptophyta, Magnoliopsida, Cucurbitales, Cucurbitaceae.